AUGGGAAAGUCUAGAAAAAGAUCGAGAAGUCGGGAAAGAAAAAGAAGACAUUCUUCAUCUUCCGAAUCGAGUUCUCAAGAUGAAGGAGAUCGACAAUUAGAGGUUUGUUAGUUUAUUUUCUCAAAAUUCUGAAAUAAAGUUUUUUAGGAAAGGCUGAAAGAGGAAAGAAAACGAAAAAAGGAGCAGAAAAAAUUGGAUAAAGAACGAAUGAAACAAAACGAAACAGCUGAAGAAAAACGACAAAGAAGAAUGGAAAAACGAAAACUGAAAGAGGAAAAGCGAAAAGAUACUGGAAGUACAAGUGCGAUUCCAGCAGAACUCGCUUAUACAAAUCUAAACAAUCCGUUCAAUGACACCAAAUUGACCGACACAUUUGUUUGGGGCAAAAAAUUGGAGAGCGAAGGAAAAUCGAAUUUAUCGAUGAAACAAAUCCAGAAAGAAACUCAUAAACGGGUGCAGAAAAAUUUGCACGAAGCCGCGGAAUUCAAAAAAGUUCGCGAUGCAAAAAUGGCAGCGAAGGAGGAUAUGGAAAUGAUGAAACGAGAUGCUGAUUUGAAAACAUAUGGUGGAGGAGGAGGUGGAGAUUCGAAAGAAAGACAAUUCACUUUGGAUUUGGUUAAAGAGAGAACAAGAAUUCGAAUUGAGCAAGGAAGAGCAAAAGCUAUUGAUUUAUUGACUAGAUAUUCGAGAUAUAAUGAUCCAACUAAUUCAGAAAAAGAUGCCGAAUUUGAACUUGAAGAUCCGAUUCUUUAUAUCAAAUCAAAUUGUAAAACAAUCGAUGAUUUAGAAGAUCUUCUCGAAGAUAUCAAAGUAAGUUCGAGAGAUACCUGCCGAAAUUUACCCAACCUUUAAUUUUUUCAGACUUAUCGAGAGCUCGAAAGCAAUUUUGAAACCGAUAUCUUCUGGAAUGAUAUCCAAACGAUUGUUGGGGAAGAAAUAUCGAAAAAAGAAGCACAAAAUAAUGGAGAUGUUCAUGCAAGUGUUAA
Caenorhabditis angaria is the source of this 986-nucleotide messenger RNA. Lineage: Eukaryota; Metazoa; Nematoda; Chromadorea; Rhabditida; Rhabditidae. The record is from the annotation of a GenBank genome assembly.